Carica papaya (papaya) is the source of this 2655-nucleotide messenger RNA. RefSeq lists its product as uncharacterized. The record is from RefSeq and is a predicted model, not a curated record. Lineage: Eukaryota; Viridiplantae; Streptophyta; Magnoliopsida; Brassicales; Caricaceae.
AUGGAAAUACAGGAUUCUGCACUUCGGUGGUAUCCGCCAUUUUUAAAACUGGCGUCGUUCCAGGUGGAAAUCGCCUCUUCUACGCCCUUUGGUUACGUCCUCAGGGACUGCAACCGCCGUGAGAGAUGCAGAGAAAGUAAUGUUAAAGCUGUGCAGGCGGCUUUUGAGAAGAAUCUCAAGGUGCUCGUGAGAGAUCAUCUGCAAAGUUGUAUCUCUGUCGACUCUGGCUCUCAAGAGAAUUCUCCUAAUCAAAUUUAUUCAUGGGUCGGUAGCCAAGACCUCAACAAUCGUCAGAAUAGCUUCAAAAUCUCCACCAACGAUAACAAAAACAACAAUAUUGGAGAAGAUGAUUGUUUGCAGAACACCAACAGGCCCUCGCGUGUUCUUGAUCGUUGGCCUGCAAGAGCAACAGCUGAUAAACCGGCCUUGGAGAGGCAAGCAUCGUCACCCAGAUUAUCCACUCCACGAACCGCAACAUCAUCCCCAAAAACAUUGAUUUCCAAAGAGGAAAGCUCAAACAAUUCUCAGGGUCCAUCUGAGAAUUCCUCCAGAGUCGAGAAUCUGGGAGCUUCCUCGCUCGUUCAGAUAUGGGAAGCGAGGAUGAACCGAUCAAACAGCAUAAAUGCGAGCCAAAGCCAAGGGAUAAGCUCAAGCAGGACUAGUUCUGGUUUGAGCAAUGUUGAAAGCGCACCGUCCAAUGAAGAAGCGGCCAGAGGGUCUGAAGUGGGUGAAUCUUUAGAUGAAAAAGACAAUAACCAGAAAAGUAAUGGGGAUGCCAUGAGGGAAAGGGAGUCACAAUCUGAUGUAACAAUCCAGAGCCAAUCACCCUGUGCUUCACAUGGCAGGGCUUCGUUAGGAGAGAGCGAAAGACCCAGAGUCGCUGAUAUAGUUAGGAGAUUGACGUCUGGAAGCGAUGAUUGCAGUGAUCAUGAGCAAGGUAACUCUGUAAAUGAGUCGCCAACUAGAGAACGCAAGCAAUCUUCUGCACCGGAUCAAGUAGAGCAAAGGUGUGCACCGCCGGUGAUAACGACUGGGGCUCGGAUAAGAGGACGACAAGCUUUCACAGAUUUGCUGAUGCAGAUUGAACGUGACAGAAAUAGGGAGUUAGAGUCAUUGGCUGGGCGCCAAGCAGUUUCAAAAUUCUCCCAACGUGGACGUCUUCAGGCAACACUUCGGCUUAGAAGUCUAGAACGCUGCUUGGCAAUUCAAGAUCGACAUCGCUCGAAGAUGACUGCAGCUGAUGUGAGCCGAUUACAGCAAGGUUCUGCAGCCAUGCUCUGGAGAGAGAAAGUUCGAGUGAAUGUUGAGCAGAACAAGGUAGCUCAGCCUGAUGCAAGAGCUCUAAGCAUAGAAAAUCUGAACAAAACAGUAGAAUCACAAAAUUCUUCAAAUGUUUCUAAAAAUUUUGAAGCAAAUAACUGUAAUGGAGCUUUUACUGGUGGAGAAUCAAGCAUAGUUCCAACAGAAGAACCAAUGUCUGACACAAGUAAAGAGCAAACAAAGCCAACCAUAAGUGAAGAGCAGGGAAUGUCAAGCACAGUCGAAGAACAAGUACAAGCCAUGUCAAGAAUAAGCGAAGACCUUCAAGAGGCAGCUAGUCAAACUUGUUCUGAGGUUAGUUAUUCCCACUCACGAGAAAUAGCAGAGACAGCAUUAUCUGAUGACUGGCAUGAAAGUGAAAGAGCAGAUGAAGAAGAGGUCAACAACCAGCAGCAUCUGAAUGGCUGGGAUGAAAAUGAGACAGAAGAAGAGGAUGAAGAAGAUGACGAUGAUGACCAGCACUAUUAUGUAGAUAACAGUUAUGACUGGUAUACAGAUAUCUCUCGCCCUAGGAGUUACUGGGAAGAACUGAGGCAAGCAUGGUAUCAGGAGGUGCUUAACACCAGCUCAGAAAAUCAGGAGAUACGACAACUACUUGAAAGAAGAACAGUCUCAACAUUUCUUGGAAGUGAUAUGCGAGAGAGAAUGGAUAGGUUGAUGAUUUCUCGCAUUCAAAUCCAAACAGAUAUGAAGGCCAAUCAAGAAGAAGAUUCUGAAGAUGAAGAUGCUCAAGAAAUGGCAAACCAGUGGAUGUUGUCAUACUUGCAGGGAGACACGGAUGCAAGGUACAGACAAGAGGAAGAAGAAGGGAGGCACGAUGUAGAAGUAGAGCGAGAAGAAGAACACCAACUAGAACAAGAAGAAGAAGGAAGACAUCAGGAAGAAGAAGACAGAGAAGAAGAACAGGUAGAAGAUGACGAUGAUGACGAAGAGGUAGAACAAGAAGAGAAUCUCUUUAAUCAUCAAUAUUUUGAAGCUUCGAGUGAUUAUUUCAGCCAAUCCUCUUCCCAACUGUUUCCAUCAUCUCCUAUGAGGUCAUGGACUUACAGAGAUCAGGAAGUAAGUGAUGAUUCUGAUCAAGUUACAUCCGAAUCUCAGCUUACGCCAUCUCAGCCUCAUUCUUACUCUAACAAUAGAUCAACCUUCCUCGUUCCCUGUAAAUCAACCUUCAACAGAAAUGGAGCUCGUGUAUGACUUAAGAGGACAUAUGCAGCAGCUUCAACGUGAGAUUUCUGAGUUAAGAGAUUCAAUAAAGUGCUGCAUGGAAAUGCAGCUAAAGUUGCAGCAGUGCAUUAACCAGGAAACUCUUUCAGUUAGAGGGGAUGAGAAGAGGAA